CGUGUUGGGCUUAUUUUGAUGACGUCAGACGCACGAUACCUUACGUUACCUCAGAGACAGUCAGUCAAUGGAGUCAAACGGUCACGCAAACGAGGCCAUAACAGGUUUAAACAGGAUUUCUACCCGAAAUAGCACAUAGCCCGCAGAUUGUUGCUUUUAGAACAGACAUGAAUGUGAGGGAGUAGAUUGUUAUUUUCUGCUCUGGGCUGCUGCUGGCGCGGGACAACAACGCACGAGCCCCUGCGGCUAACCAGCUAGCUAGCUGACUAGUCGUCUUUCGCCGAGCUCAAGGGCUGGAUUGCAAUUUAAAUGUAUAUGUUUACUGCAGUUAACUAUUUAAAGCGAUAAGGGAGCGUUUCAACCCUUCCUCCCGAAUACAAUGGCGGAACAGCAGGCUGCAGUGGUCGCGCAGCAGAACCUGGACAGGAGUUGCUGGGUGUGCUUCGCCACAGACGAGGAUGAUCGCACGGCAGAGUGGGUGCGACCAUGCCGAUGCCGUGGCUCCACAAAGUGGGUUCACCAGGCCUGCCUGCAGCGCUGGGUGGAUGAGAAGCAGCGCGGCAAUAGCACGGCGCGCGUGGCAUGUCCCCAGUGCAAUGCUGAAUACCUCAUCGUCUUUCCCAAAUUAG
Messenger RNA from Oryzias melastigma (Indian medaka), 629 nucleotides. RefSeq names its product membrane-associated ring finger (C3HC4) 5 (gene marchf5). The record is from RefSeq and is a predicted model, not a curated record. Gene Ontology annotation, molecular function: zinc ion binding. Lineage: Eukaryota; Metazoa; Chordata; Actinopteri; Beloniformes; Adrianichthyidae.